Molecule: messenger RNA, 3179 nt
Organism: Calliphora vicina (urban bluebottle blowfly)
Lineage: Eukaryota; Metazoa; Arthropoda; Insecta; Diptera; Calliphoridae
Gene: Mob2
Product: MOB kinase activator 2
Exons: 4
Coding region: 254-2791 (845 amino acids)
Biological process (GO): signal transduction; positive regulation of protein phosphorylation
Cellular component (GO): nucleus; cytoplasm
Molecular function (GO): protein kinase activator activity
Source: RefSeq, a predicted model, not a curated record
UCUUGAAAAAGAACAAAUAAUUUUUUCUUCAAGAAAAAUUUCUUAUGAAAUUAAUGAAAAUUAUGAAUAUUGUUAUUGUAUCGUAUCUAACGGUAAUAAUGACAGCGCCUAUACAAAUUUUAGAAAGUGACAAGAACAACAACUGUGAAAUAUUAAAUGUAAAUUUAAUCUUUUAAAACCAAAAAUUUUUAAAACAAAACAACCAAACAAACAAAAAACACAAGAAUAAUUUGUAUAAACUAAUGCCAAGAUAAUGUUGAGAACACCUACGCAUAUUGUUGAGAUUGGUACAAAUGCAACAACAACGACACCAUUGAUACAAAAACUCCAAGCAGCAGGUACAAAGUACCAGUAUCAUGAUCAAUAUACCAACUACAACAAAAACACAAAAGCAACAGUUAAGCAGCUACAACAAUCGUUUAUCUAUCAUCAUCAACAGCAACAGCUAGAAAAACAACAGAAAUAUCUUAUUGAAACAAACACAACAACAACAGCAACUGCAGCCGAAUAUCAAUUACCCAUAAAGAAACAGCAACAAAAACAGUUACAAGCCGCAAAAACAACUACUACUACUAUUGAUACGUGCAACAACAGCAGCAGCAAAAAACUAAAGAAAAGUAAAAAAUUUUCAACCUCAUCAUCGUCGUCGUCCUCCUCUACUACCUCGUCUCUGUCGUCAUCGGGCUGUUCGGCAUUAUCGACAACCUCAACCAGCACCGAUUCGUCAACGGUGUCAGCGAAAACCACAAAAACAAAUUCAUCAUCAUCAUCAACCUCAUCUUCGACAGCAUCGCAAACAACAUUCACAUUUAAAGAACACUUACUCAGUCGUGGUCUAUUGUCGACAACACCAUUUUCGUUUAUGAGAACGAAAAAGUCAAAAGCAACUGCAGCAGCCGCAGCCUCAGUAAAAACGACAGAAAUUAGAAAAACGUCUAAACGUUUGUUUGAUUUCGAAGACAAGACACGGUUAAGCAACAACAAUAAAAACAAUCACAAUUGUAAAACCGGUGGUGCUGCAACUCAAGAAACUAAGUCAUCAACAACAACCGCAGCAGCAACUCCAGCAGCCAGCACAACAACACGUACUGGUUAUUUUGCCAAUAUUUUAAAUAGUGGCAGUAGUAGUAGUAGUAGCAACAAUAACAACAAUACCAAAAACGUUAAUCAUAACAAUAACAACAACAAUAACUAUAUAAAAUCAUUUACCACAACCAAAAGUAGAUCUAUUACACCAACGCCACCACCACCUCCUUCGUCCUCAUCCUCAUCAUCCCUAUCAGCUUGUGUUGCCGCAACUACAACAGCCUGUGUCAUUGCUCCACCCUCGUUAGUAGUAGCUGUUGCCGUUGCUUCGCCACCCAUUGCCACAACAACAUCAAUGUCACCAACCUCACAAACACCACCGUCAUCGCGUACCUCGCUUUUCGAUUCCUGUCAUCGUAAAAUACGUUUAAUUGGCGGUGGUCCGGUUGCAUUUCUGGGCGGUUUAGUUGCAAAAGCUCGUCGCAAAGAACGAGAUGGUGAUCAAAACUCAACAGAUACCAAAUUAUAUUUGGAAGAAAGUGUUUUAGAACGUAAAUUACCUGAAGCUGAUCUCAAAGCUCUAGUUGAUCUACCAGCUGGUUUAGAUUAUAAUGAAUGGCUGGCAUCACAUACUUUGGCUCUUUUUGAACAUGUGAAUUUGGUUUAUGGCACCAUUAGUGAAUUUUGUACUACUUCGGGUUGUCCCGAUAUGACAGGACCGGGCAACAGAACGUACUUAUGGUUUGAUGAGAAAGGUAAAAAGACCCGCGUAGCGGCUCCUCAAUAUAUCGAUUAUGUGAUGACAUUUACUCAAAAAACAGUCAGCGAUGAAUCGAUAUUUCCUACCAAAUAUGCCAACGAAUUCCCAAGUUCGUUUGAAUCGAUUGCCCGUAAAAUUUUACGCUUGCAAUUUCAUGUGAUAGCUCAUCUGUAUGCGGCGCAUUUCCGAGAAAUCGCCCUGUUGGGUUUGCAUACGCACCUUAAUUUAACAUUUGCCCAUUUGACCGCUCUGCACAGGCGUUUUAAUUUAAUUGAUGAAAAGGAGACCGAUGUUUUACGUGAUUUAGAAGUGGCUUUAAGAUUAACCGACGAUACAACCGGCGGCGGCAAUGCUGGCAGUGGUAGUUCACAAAACGAUGCAACAGAAACAAAUUCCUCAUCGUCAGGAGGAGGUGGAGGAGGCAGUGGUGGUGGGAGUGGUGUAGAUUCAAUUAAGGGGAGUUUAGCAGAGGAUGUCAAUUCAGGGCAACACAAUAAUUUAAUGGAUUGUAAUACGACGGCACAGCCUCCAAUAUGUACACAGCCCGAGGCCAAUCUAAAGUCACAACAGUUUGGUGGCGGUGGCGGUCUUAUUGGCGGUAUUUUAGGUGAUUUAAGUAGUGGCGAAUUUGGUGAUACUAUGCAUUAUUGUACUUCGGCAGUUCCUGCUUCCUCUACUACUAACAAUACCUCCUCCACUCAUACUUCUACUCCCAACACCUGCUCGACGAACAGCACCUGCACGACAGCCGAACAACAGUCGACAGUAGGGGCCGUUACGGCAAAUGGUAAUAAUGGCGCGGGCGCUUUAAACUUUCAUCUCAAUAAUAACAAUCAUUUAGCACAUCAUCCACACACGCAUCAUCCCCAUCAUCAUCAUCACCAUCACAACAAUGUGCAUCACCAUCACAAUCAUCCAUAUGCGCAAAAUACAGGCCUAAUACAGUGCAAUGCUAGUAACGCUCCUACAGCAACAAAUGCUACCACUUCAACAACCACAGCAUAGCUGAUCUAGAUUAAAUAUAUAAACAAUUAUUAUUACUCUUAUAAUUAUUAUUAUUAUUAUUACCAUUAUUCUUUUGUUGUUAUCUCUUUUCCUAAACUACAACAACAUUAACAACAACAACAUCAACUGCUACAAAAUAAAAACCAACAUCAACAACAACAACCACAACAAACAAAUAAAUUUAUUAAAAAAAAAUAAAUAAAACCCUAAACUAUCUCUCCUUUAUAACAAAUGAAAACAAAAAAGUAAGAAAAAAACAAACAACAAAAUAUUAAAUAUAGUUUUAAAACAAGUUAAGAAAUAAAGAAAGAAAAAUAAAUGUUAAUUAUGAAAAAUUAAAACAAAAUAAAACAAAUACAAAAAAAAAAAACAAAAAAAAUUUAAAUAA